AUGGCUCUGUUUUGGUUUGGAGAUACAAUACUGUCACUAGCUGUUUUGAUCCAGCCGCAUCACUUACGGGCCACAACCUCGCAGUUGUUUCUUUAUAUGUUGGAGCUAACGAACUCUAUUCCGGUUCCAUGGACAAUUCUAUUAAAGUAUGUAGUGGUUAUCAUGGGUAAAUUAAAAUACCCAAUAUGGGCUACUACUGAAGGUGGAAAUUUGGAAGUGACAUACACUGACAAAGAAGAAUAUGGCGUGCUAGCUCUCUGUGGGGUGCAUGAUGCAGAAGCCAAGCCGAGUGUAGACAAAGAAAGACCUAUAACAUAA
This is a messenger RNA of Eruca vesicaria subsp. sativa (arugula), 318 nucleotides long. The record is from the annotation of a GenBank genome assembly. Lineage: Eukaryota; Viridiplantae; Streptophyta; Magnoliopsida; Brassicales; Brassicaceae.